GUGACCAGCCUCGUAGCCUAGGAGACGUUUUGUUUACUUCCGGGUUGUCGGAGACGAAAACAAGAGGUGCACCCAGCCACCCACCGCCGAGCAAAGCGGAUUAAAGUCCCGCGUUGAUGGCGGGGGAGGCCGAGGACGAGAUACCCGAGUCGGGGGCAGUGUUCACGUUUGGAAAGAGUAAAUUUUCUGACAACAUCCCGAGUAAAUUCUGGCUAAAAAAUGACGUCCCCUUGAAAAUAUCUUGCGGAGACGAGCACACGGCCUUAAUAACAGAAAAUAAGAAACUCUUCAUGUUCGGCAGCAACAACUGGGGCCAACUGGGCCUGGGCUCCAAACUCACUGUCAACAAGCCCACUUGUGUCAAAGCCUUGAAGUCAGAGAAAGUUCAUCUCGUGGCCUGUGGAAGGAACCACACACUGGUCUGCACAGCUCAGGGAAAAGUGUUGGCCUCAGGAGGGAACAGCGAGGGUCAGCUGGGCCUCGGCGACUGUGAGGAGAGGACCAGCUUCCAGAGACUGGAUUUCUUUGAUUCACUCGGACCAAUCAAGAUGCUGGCUGCUGGUUCAAACACCUCGGCUGCCCUCACCGCGAGCGGUAAACUGUUCAUGUGGGGCGACAACACUGAAGGUCAGAUCGGUUUGGGGAAGGAGAGCCAGGCGUCCUCCCCACAGGAAGUCAGCGUGGGACGAGCCGUCCGCUGGGUGUCCUGUGGAUACUACCACUCUGCUUUAGUGACAGUGGAUGGAGCUCUGUACACCUUCGGGGAGCGGGACAGCGGUAAACUGGGUCUGGGCACCGAGCAGCUGCCAGGACACCGAGUCCCUCAGAGGGUGAAGAGCAUCAAGGAGCCGGUGACACAGGUGGCCUGUGGGGGGGGGCACACGGUAGCCCUCACAGAGGAUGACGUGUACACGUUCGGCCUCGGUCAGUUCGGACAGCUCGGCCACGGGACGUUCAUCUUCGAGUCUCGGCUGCCGCGUCCCAUCGAGCACUUCAAGAAGGGCCGAGCCUGUCAGGUGGCCUGCGGAGAGAACCACACAGCUGUGAUCACAGACGGGGGUUUGCUGUACACGUUUGGAGACGGCCGGCAUGGUAAACUGGGUCUGGGAGAAGAGAACUUCACCAACCAGUUCAAACCAACUCUGUGUCCACGCUUCCUCAAGUACAACGUUCAGGCAGCUUCGUGUGGUGGAUGUCACAUGGUGGUGUUGGCUCGGCCGAGGGACGGCGGCUGUGGUGACGUGACUCUGGAGGAGGACGACGUGAUAGAAGAUUAUGUGGAGAAACCCUACGUGGAGCUGCUGGGGGACACGGCCGACGCCUCCACCCUGCAGAGGAGCCUCUCUGCUCGGGUUCGCAGGAGGGAGAGGGAGCGAUCUCCAGACCAGUUUGGAGCCAUGUUCCGAACACUGCCCGCCAUGACGCCCGGCCGCCUGCACCCGCCGCUACCCGUCUCCAGCCACACCAUUCCACCCAGACUGCCUCCGCCUGAGCUGAGCCACAGAAAGGUGCUCAACGGCACUCACCAACAUGGGAGCGCAGGGUCAAUCCACCAGGAGCAGGCAGGCGGCGAGACAGACAGCGUUGUGGAGAGCAUGAGUGACAGCGACAGCGUCAGAGGACUGGGAGAAACCACAGACUUCCUCAACAUGACACAUGUGAUGAGGAUGGAUCCCAGUGAUAAAACUCUCACUCUGUCUCCAGUUCAGAAGGAUUUGACCAAAGGAGGCGAGCAGGAGGAGGAGGAGGAGGAGGAGGAGGAGGAGGAGGAGGACACAUCCGAGUCCUUGAAACCAGCAGAAGAGACUGAGAGCCCUCCAGAAGAUCUGAGAGAAGGAUGUGAACCUGACGGAGGGCAGAGAGCAGCUGAGAUCAGCCAGCAGCCCCACACUGCAGGCCAAGAGAAGACAGGGGGGACACCAGAGCAGCCAAUGGGACGGCAGACAGUGACUCCACCGACCAAUCAGGCUCCAACAAAAAGCUCUCAGUCUUCAGACGACUGUCCUCCUCCAGGUCCAAGCAGACAAAUGAGACGGAGCAAGCCCCAGCGGAGGGCCCCGUCAGCGGGGGCCGAGCCGUCCAAGGAGAGCCUCCACCCCCGGCUGCUGCACCCAGGACUCAUCAGGGUGCAGCACUGCAGCGAGCCGGAGCCAGAGGGCCCCGCUCUGGAGCCUGCAUCGUACUGUGAUCCCAGGAAACUGAACCCUCCGCCGGCCUCAGUCCUCUGGGACAGUACCACCAAAGUGUGAAGGCUCAUUAGCAGCAACACAGACGAGCAGCUUCCCUGGGGAGCUCAGGACCAGCUCCACUCAUCAGACCGGCCUGAAAACCGACACACACAAACUGGCUGACAGAGCUGUUUUAUUAACAUCGCUGCCAGAGACCACAGGCUUCACAGAGACCUGGGGUGAAGCUCCUUCUAAGAACAUCUGUCCUCAAACCAGGUGGCUCACAAAGGUUUAUUAGUGAUGAACCUCAUGAUGUUACUGGACUCUUUCAUGGCUCAUUUCCUCCCUGCUGCUGAGCCUCAAUGUGUGUGUGUGUGUGUGUGUGUGUGUGUGUGUGUGUGUGUGUGUGUGUGAUGAUGAUGAUGAUGAUGAUUAUUUAUUAUGACCAGGUCCUGGAGCACAUUCACACAUUUGAUGUGACAUAUUUGAGUUUCUAAGAGAUGCUUUGCUUUUAUAUUGUGAUACGACAAUCUCAUUUAAACUCACCUGUUUUUGUAUGAUAUGAAUUUUGAUAUAAAGAUGAAUCAUUAUUUUGCAUUAAAAGGGUUAUAUUUUCCUGUUUUCAUUAAGAAACGGUACUGCAUGUACCAACAUAAAAACAUCCAUUUUUUCCAUAAUUUCAUUCAGUAAAAAAUUAAUAUCAACUUUUUUGCUUCAGAAGUCAGGAUAAAACAGUUACAUUAAGCAAGAGAAGAGGACGUUUAAUAGAUUUAUGGACGGAUAU
Molecule: messenger RNA, 2952 nt
Organism: Mugil cephalus (flathead mullet)
Lineage: Eukaryota; Metazoa; Chordata; Actinopteri; Mugiliformes; Mugilidae
Product: X-linked retinitis pigmentosa GTPase regulator-like
Exons: 17
Coding region: 117-2249 (710 amino acids)
Biological process (GO): protein ubiquitination; ubiquitin-dependent protein catabolic process; visual perception
Cellular component (GO): photoreceptor outer segment
Molecular function (GO): ubiquitin protein ligase activity
Source: RefSeq, a predicted model, not a curated record